GCCUGAGGGGGGGGACUUUGGCCGCGCUGCCGCCGGCGGGGAAUGCUGAGGGUGGCCCCCCGGGCCCUGCUGUGCUGCCCCCCGAGAGCCUCGAGAGCCCCCAGAGCUCCAGCACCGCGGGCAGCCCCCCGGCCAUGGCAGCCCCCCCAGUGUCCCCGGGCCCCCCGGGCGGGCUGGUGGCGGUGGCGCAGGUGACGAGCACGGCGGACAAGGAGCACAACUGGCGGCAGUGCUCGGCGCUGGUGCGGCGCGCGGCGGCCGCGGGGGCCCGCGCCGUGUUCCUGCCCGAGGCCUUCGACUUCAUCGGGGACAGUCCCCAGCACAGCCUGGCGCUGGCAGAGCCCCUGCACGGGGACACCGUGCGGCGCUACCGCCAGCUGGCCAGGGAAUGUGACGUGUGGCUCUCCCUCGGUGGCUUCCACGAGCGUGGCCAGGACUGGGACAGCACCGGCCGCAUCUACAACUGUCACCUGCUGCUGGACAGCUCGGGCGCGCUGGUGGCCGCGUACCGCAAGCUGCACCUGUUUGACGCGGCGCUGCCGGGGGCGCCGGCGCUGUGCGAGAGCUCCUUCACCAACCCUGGCCGGGAGCUGCUGCCCCCCAUCGACACCCCCGUGGGCAAGGUGGGGCUGGCCGUGUGCUACGACCUGCGUUUCCCGGAGCUGGCCCAGGCCCUGCGCGGGGCCGGCCAAAUCCUGACCUACCCCUCGGCCUUCACCGUGCCCACCGGAGCCGCGCACUGGAGGUGCUGCUGUGUGCCCAUGCCCCCUGUGUCCCUCUCGCACUGUCCCUGUGGGUGCUGCUGUGUGCCCAUGCCCCCUGUGUCCCCCAUGUCCCCCUUGGUGACAGCGCUGUCCCCGCAGGUGCUGCUGCGUGCCCGUGCCAUCGAGUGCCAGUGCUACGUGGUGGCCGCGGCGCAGACCGGCCGCCACAACGCCAGCCGCGCGUCCUUCGGCCACUCGCUGGUGGCCGACCCCUGGGGCACCGUGGUGGCCCAGUGCCACGAGGGGCCGGGGCUGUGCCUGGCCCACAUCGACCUGGCCUACCUGGAGCAGGUGCGCCGGGAGCUGCCCGUGCACGGCCACCGCCGCGGGGACAUCUACGGGGCCCUGCCGGGGACGCCGGGGACACCGGGGACACCGGGGACGUGAGACCCGCCUGGAAAUUGCACUGGGUUUGCUCUUCUGUGCCCAGAGGGGGAUGGCACCACGUGUGCCCCCUUUCUGUUUGGGGGUGUCAAAUUUCCGUCAAUAUAGCCCUAAAUCAGCCCCAAAUCUGCACCAAUUCAGCCCCAAAUCUGCACCAAGUCAGCCCAAAGUCAGCCCCAAAUCUGCACCAAUUCAGCCCCAAAUCUGCACCAAGUCAGCCCAAAGUCAGCCCCAAAUCUGCACCAAUUCAGCCCCAAAUCUGCACCAAGUCAGCCCCAAAUCAGCCCCAAAUCUGCACCAAAUCAGCCCCAAAUCUGCACUAAGUCAGCCCAAAGUCAGCCCUAAAUCUGCACCAAGUCAGCCCAAAAUCUGCACCAAGUCAGCCCCAAAUCUGCACCAAUACAGCCCAAAUCUGCACCAAUACAGCCCCAAAUCUGCACCAAUACAGCCCCAAAUCUGCACUAAGUCAGCCCAAAGUCAGCCCUAAAUCUGCACCAAUUCAGCUCAAAUUAGCCCCAAAUCUGCACCAAUCAGCCCCAAAUCUGCACCAAUUCAGCCCCAAAUUAGCCCCAAGUCUGCACCAAUUCAGCCCCAAAUCUGCACCAAUUCAGCCCCAAAUCUGCACAAAUACAGGCCAAAAUCUGCACCAAUACAGCCCCAAAUCUGCACCAAUUCAGCCCCAAAUCUGCACCAAUUCAACCCCAAAUCUGCACCAAUUCAGCCCCAAAUCUCCAUCAACUCAGCCCCAAAUCAGUCCCAAAUCUGCCCUUUUAUUCCCAAAAUGGAACAGCACAACAUGUCCCCCCUUUCUCUUUGUGGGUGUCAAAUUUCCAUCAAUUCAGCCCCAAAUCUGCACCAAUUCAGCCCCAAAUCUGCCCUUUUAUUCCCAAAAUUGAAUGGUAGAAUGUGUCUCCCU
Messenger RNA from Passer domesticus (house sparrow), 2064 nucleotides. RefSeq names its product deaminated glutathione amidase-like. Gene Ontology annotation, molecular function: hydrolase activity, acting on carbon-nitrogen (but not peptide) bonds, in linear amides. The record is from RefSeq and is a predicted model, not a curated record. Lineage: Eukaryota; Metazoa; Chordata; Aves; Passeriformes; Passeridae.